UCUAACAAAGUUAAAGUUUCCCAUGAACCUCAUCAGGAUCAGAACAGAGAAAACCAUGACCUCAAUCCUAGCUCCCCUGCUUCUUCUUCCUCCUCCUGGACCUCAUCGUAAUCCUCUUCCAUUCAAUUCAUCUCUUUCUUCUUUACACCCUCUGCUUCUUCCUCCAUCUUCUUCCAGUUUCUGUAAAAUCCGCUCCCUCCAUACCCAAAAGAAAUGGCCUGUAUUUCAAGCUCCCCCAACUUUGAAUUUAACCCAAGACGAGGCUGGCGAUGGAGAAGACGACUUCAAAGUCUUAGCCGCCAUUCAAAGCUUUUACAACCAUAUAGUGAUUGUAGAAACUCAAGAAUCCAGGAUGCUUCUCCUUGAUUACACCCAUAACGUUCAUAGCAUUUAUAGGAAGGGGCAGACAUGGACUCGUUCUUAUUGGGAUGAGUUUGCUAGUUUGCCUGCCAUUAUUCCCAAAGGUCCCAUUGCAAUUCUUGGAUUGGGCGGUGGAACAGCAGCUAAUCUCAUGCUAGAUUUAUGGCCGUCACUAGAACUUGAAGGAUGGGAGAUUGAUCAACUUUUAAUUGAUAAAGCAAGAGAUUAUCUCGGGCUGUCAGAACUUGAGAAGCAAACACCCAAAGGUGGCAUUCUUAAGGUUAAUGUUGGUGAUGCACUUUCUUCAUCUGUAAAUAUUCCUGGAGGGUAUGCUGGCAUUGUCGUGGACCUGUUUUCUAAUGGAGAGAUCUUACCGCAAUUAAAAGAGGAGGCGACUUGGUUAGAGUUGUUUGCUAAGUUGAUGCCUAAUGGUCGUAUUAUGGUGAACUGCGGUGCAGCUAGGGAUGGACCAUUGGAACAAGUUUCUCCGGACACUGAUAACACAUGGUUGCUGAACUCGACUGUUAAAGCUAUGUGCAAAGCUUUUCCUGGUCAAGUAAGCUGGAAGAACAUGCCUAAAGAAAACGGUCUAAACUGUAUGGCAUUAACAGGACCACUGCCAGAUCUCAAAACAUGGUCUUCUCUUCUCCCUGACCCAUUAAGCUCAAGCAUCCAACAAUGGGCGUCCUGUUGAUUUGAAUCAUGAUUUAGAAAACAUGUUUCAGUUUCUAUCUUCGCUUUGUCGAUGAAGCAAUCAUUAAAGGUGAAUGAUCUCCAAACUUUAAAAUCCUUUAUAUUAUUUUUGGUGCUUUCCAGCCAGUGGCAAAAAAUAUAGGAGAAUCUUUCGAGUGGGUUGGUUUCUGUUUCUGGUUCAUAUCUUUCCCACCCCUUCUGUCAUUGUCUGUCUUUGUCCACAUCUAUAAACACUUUAAUAUGAUUAUGAGAAUGUCAUUACAUUUUUUCAUCA
Impatiens glandulifera is the source of this 1327-nucleotide messenger RNA. RefSeq lists its product as uncharacterized. Lineage: Eukaryota; Viridiplantae; Streptophyta; Magnoliopsida; Ericales; Balsaminaceae. The record is from RefSeq and is a predicted model, not a curated record. Bases 23 to 1054 code for a protein of 343 amino acids. The transcript has 8 exons.